AUGGGAAAUACAAACACAAUUUGUUGUGGAGAAAGACCAAAUGUAGAGAGCCUUGGCAAAGUUAGAGCCAUAAGAGAGGAGACAAAUAAAGACAUUGGGAAUAUUAAACAAGUUGAUGAUUCUGGGAGUCAAGAGGUUAAAUCAACAGGGUGUUCUGAGUUCAUCGGUUACAAGAAUAUUGAUGCCAAGGAACCAGACAGAACCAAGCCUAAAUUAAGACAUACUUGAUCAACGAUGAUGAAUAAAGAGAGAAGCAUUAACACUGCUCUUGCAUUUGAGUACCACAAAGCUCGUAAUACAAUUCAGAAUAAAAGCCGUCGUUCUUUAAGAAGUAGAAAUUCUAAGAAAAAUACUAAGAAAAAUACUAAGAAAUCUGAUCCAAAGCAUCUGGAUUCUAUUUACCAAGAUCUGCACGUUGAAGGCAAUUGUAUCAUACUUCUAUAAGUCUGAAUUAUUAUAUUAAAGAACUUGCAAAAGAUACACUUACCUUAAUUCUAUUAUUCUGAAUGUACUC
Messenger RNA from Moneuplotes crassus, 514 nucleotides. The record is from the annotation of a GenBank genome assembly. Lineage: Eukaryota; Ciliophora; Spirotrichea; Euplotida; Euplotidae.